AUGGCGCCCGAACCUGAGGGCAAGUGGGUCUUCCCGGAGCUGCGCGCCAUGAUCCUGCAGUCGACGCGGCCGCCCGCGCCCACUCCGGACGAUGCGGACAAGGAGAACACCGAGACAGAGAGCCCCUUGGUGUUCCGCACACCAAGUUUCCUGCAGUCCGAGGUGCCGUGGCACGUGGAGCAGCAGCUGAGACGCACCACUUGCGCCUUCGUGGAGCACUUGGCACAGCUCCUGGAGAUGCCCGACGCCCCCAGCAUCGCGGCCCAGCUGUUCGUGCAGCGGUUCUACAUGCUGCACUCGUUCGCGACCCACGACCGCUUCCUGGUAGCCACGGCGGCGCUGUUCCUGGCCGGCAAGACGGAGGAGUUCCCCAUCAAGGUGCGGUACGUCACGGAGGCCUCCAUGUUCCUGCUGCUGUGCAGAGAGCAGGCCCAAGAGAAGCUCCUGACCAAGCACAAAGCUACCGGAGGCGCCAAGAGCAACGGAGUGUCAGCGCCUCGACGGUCGCCGUCGCCUGCUCCGCCGGCCAAGAAGAAGCAAAAGCUCGACUCCAAGGGCAAACCGGUGGAGAUGAGCUCGACGCUGGGCAACGACAAGGAAGCAGCAAACGCCAAGCACAUUGAGUGGCUGAAUGCGUUGCUGGAGGUGGUGGAUGUGGGGGAAGUGGAGGCCAAUUCGAGCAAAGUGCUGCUGCUGGAGCGGAUCCUGCUGCUCACGCUGUCGUUCGAGAUCGGGGCGCCGCAGCCGUUCGCGUAUAUUGCGCCGCAUAUGGAGCGAGUGUUCGCGCUGGAGGCCAUGCACCCAGACAUUUCGUACGAGAAUACUCGCCAGAUCACGUUCUUGCUGGUCGCGGACGCCGUGAAGAGUGGGUUAUGUCUGGCGUUCGACUGCAUCGCGCUCGCUGCGGGAGCAGUGUAUCUAGCCUGCUUGUAUCAUCACCAGGUGGUGCCGAAUGUUGCAACAGAGAAGAACGAGCCCUGGUGGACCGUACUAGAGCUUCCCGAGAAGGAGCUUGAGGAGGUCGCGCGAUGCUACCUGUGGAUGUAUGAAGACGAGAAUGGACAAAAAAGCCAAGGACUUGGACCCGACUUCCUGGAUUUGUGGACACGAUAUCGGCCAGACGAUAACCGACCCGACCUUGAGGCUGUCAAGGCAAUAGAUGCAGGCUUACAUACGCCGUAACUCGGAGAAACCAGGAGGAAGGGUACUUUUUGAUGUCUUUUAAAUCUGACUUGACCAUUGCACAACG
Messenger RNA from Phytophthora sojae, 1249 nucleotides. RefSeq lists its product as hypothetical. Lineage: Eukaryota; Oomycota; Peronosporomycetes; Peronosporales; Peronosporaceae. The transcript has a single exon. Gene Ontology annotation, cellular component: nucleus; cyclin/CDK positive transcription elongation factor complex. Gene Ontology annotation, biological process: positive regulation of DNA-templated transcription, elongation; regulation of transcription by RNA polymerase II. The coding region runs from base 1 to 1182 and encodes 393 amino acids. The record is from RefSeq and is a predicted model, not a curated record. Gene Ontology annotation, molecular function: cyclin-dependent protein serine/threonine kinase activator activity.